GUUUAACUUUAGUAUAUAGUAAAUUGAAUACAAUGUUUUUCAAGUUCUCUAUUUUGUUACUAUAUUUUAUCAUAAUUGCUUAUUGUGUACAGGGUGAACCCGAGGAUGAAAAUGAAACUCUGAAAGAUUCGUUCGAUAAUUGUAGAAGAUGGUUGGGCAAAUCUCAAAGUAUGACUAUUAAAAUUAACGGUUUCUUGCUGUAUUUGGGGAAGAACAUAACUGAUUUGAAUAUCAUAAGAAAUUACUUCAAGAACAAUCCAGCUACCAGGGAAAAACAAGCUUCUAUAGAUUUAAGUGUAUAUGGUGAACUUUUUAAGCACAUAUGCAAAACACGUGAUGUUUCUGUAAAAACCUGGGCAUUAUAUAUGAAAGUUAAAGCGGCAAUAAGGACACUUGAAGAGGCUAUAUUGUUAGAUUGGGGCGAUUACGAUUAGAUGGUCGAAAUAAAGUUAAAUGUAAACAAAACAAAUUUUUUAAAAUUUUUUUUAGUCUUAUGUUCAUUGUAACAUGUUAAAAAAUGUUUAAAAAUUCAAUACAUCAAAACUAAUUUUAAGACACUAUA
This is a messenger RNA of Adelges cooleyi (spruce gall adelgid), 562 nucleotides long. RefSeq lists its product as uncharacterized. The record is from RefSeq and is a predicted model, not a curated record. The transcript is spliced from 3 exons. Lineage: Eukaryota; Metazoa; Arthropoda; Insecta; Hemiptera; Adelgidae. The coding region runs from base 33 to 434 and encodes 133 amino acids.